Molecule: messenger RNA, 6216 nt
Organism: Pogona vitticeps (central bearded dragon)
Lineage: Eukaryota; Metazoa; Chordata; Lepidosauria; Squamata; Agamidae
Source: RefSeq, a predicted model, not a curated record
CGCAGUUGCCCGCCUCAAAUUUCCCUCGGGACCAGAGGACUACAUUUCCCAGAAUGCCGAGAGGGCGUGGCAGGAAGUCCCGUGUCUUUCGGUUUGGCAGGAGGACGGGGAGGGGGGUAGAGGCUGCCGCUACCGCCGCCAGUGUUGGGUGCGCGUUUGUCAUGGCGCUGGAGACGCUCUCGCCGGAGUGGGACUUCGACCGCGUCGACGACGGCUCUCAAAAAAUCCAUGUUGAAGUGCAAUUGAAGAAUUAUGAGAAAUUCCUUGAAGCAUAUACUUCCCAGCUGAAGAGAAUUGAAGAUGCACUGGAUGACUCUGUAGGAGAUGUUUGGGACUUCAAUCUUGAUCCCAUUGCAUUAAAUCUUUUGCCUUAUGAACAGUCUUCCUUACUUGAACUCAUAAAGACAGAAAAUAAGGUUCUAAAUAAAGUUAUCACUGUGUAUGCUGCCCUUUGCUGUGAAAUCAAAACUUUAAAACAUGAGGCAGAAACAAAAUUUUACAAUGGCCUCUUGUUUUAUGGAGAAGGAAGUAUGGAUUCCAGUAAGGUGGAGGGAGAUAGCCAAAUACAGAUGGGAAGAUAUAUUUCAUUUUUACAGGAGCUCUCUUGUUUUGUGACCCGGUGCUAUGAAGUAGUGAUGAAUGUAGUUCACCAGCUGGCUGUCCUUUAUACCAGUAACAAAAAUGCACCCAAAGUUAUAGAAACAUCAGGAGUUCAUUUUCAGGCUGUGUAUGAGCAUCUGGGGGAACUGCUGACAGUUUUGCUUACUCUGGAUGAGAUAGUGAAUAACCAUGCCACCCUGAAAGAUCACUGGACUAUGUACAAAAGGUUACUAAAAUCUGUCCAUCACAAUCCUUCUAAAUUUGGAAUACAGGAAGACAAAUUGAAACCGUUUGAAAAGCUGCUAUUAAAACUUGAAAGUCAACUAUUGGAUGGAAUGAUAUUCCAGGCUUGUAUAGAACAGCAGUUUGAUUGCUUUAAUGGUGGACUGACAGUGUCGAAGAAUAGCACUUUUGCUGAAGAGUUUGCAUAUAGUAUUCGCACAAUUUUUGCAAACAUUGAAGCUAAACUUGGUGAACCUUCAGAAAUUGACCAGAGAGAUAAAUACGUAGGAAUUUGUGGGCUGUUUGUACUGCAUUUUCAGAUUUUUCGGACUGUAGACAAGAAAUUUUACAAAUCGUUACUGGACAUUUGCAAAAAGGUGCCAGCCAUCACACUUACUGCUAAUAUUAUUUGGUUUCCUGACAAUUUUCUGAACCAAAAGAUGCCAGCUGUUGCCAAGCUUUUGGAUAAGAAAAGUUUUCAGUCCAUUAAGUUACAAAGAGAAAGUUUCUUACAGCAGAAGGCUCAAUCACUUACCAAGGAGAUGCAGUCAUAUUAUGUGUUUGUUAGUUCAUGGAUGAUGAAAAUGGAAUCUAUAUUGUCAAAAGAUCAACACACAGAUAGGUUUGCAGAAGAUCCAACCAAUAGGUGCAAUGUUUUUAUACAGGGAUUUCUGUAUGCUUAUAGUCUUAGCAACAUCAUUAAAACAACAAUGAAUCUGCAUAUGUCCAUGCAAAAGCCAAUGACUAAAACCUCAGUUAAGGCGUUAUGCAGGCUUGUGGAGCUACUCAAAGCAAUAGAACAUACGUUUUACAGACGAAGUAUGAUUGUUGCAGACUCAGUGACGCACAUAAUUCAGCAUCUUCAGCAUCAGGCUCUCAGUGCUAUUGCUGUAGCCAAGAAAAGAGUCAUUUCUGACAAAAAGUACAGUGAACAGCGCCUUGAUGUACUCUCUGCUCUUGUGCUGGCUGAAAACAUCCUCACUGGUCCUAGCACAAAACAGAGGAGGCUCAUUGUUUCCCUUGCCCUCAGUGUGGGCACACAAAUGAAAACAUUCAGAGAUGAAGAACUCCUUCCUCUUCAGGUGGUUCUGAAAAAGAUGGCCUUAAUCAGUGAGCUUAGGGAGCGAGUCCAAGCACAGUGUGACUGUUCCUUCUUGUACUGGCACAGAACAGUGUUUCCAAUUUAUUUGGAUGAUGUAUAUGAAAAUGCAGUUGAUGCUGCUAGGUUACAUUACAUGUUUAGUGCCUUACGAGAUUGUGUACCAGCUAUGAUGCAUUCAAGACACCUGGAAUCAUAUGAGAUUCUUCUGGAAAGCUAUGACAAAGAAAUUAUGGAUGUUUUAAAUAAGCACCUUCUGGACAAAUUAUGCAAAGAAAUAGAAAAGGACCUGCGGCUCUCUGUGCACACACAUUUAAAGCUGGAUGACAGAAAUCCAUUCAAAGUCGGCAUGAAGGACCUGGCUCACUUCUUUACUUUGAAUCCUAUUCGAUUUUUCAAUCGGUUCAUAGAUAUCAAAGCUCAUGUGACACAUUAUCUAGAUAAGACAUUCUACAAUCUUACCACAGUGGCUCUGCAUGACUGGGCCACAUAUAGUGAAAUGAGGAAUUUAGCCACUCAGCGCUAUGGUUUGAGCAUGACAGAAGCACAUCUUCCAAGUCAGACUUUAGAACAGGGCCUUGAUGUUUUGGAAAUUAUGCGGAAUAUCCAUGUAUUUGUAUCCCGAUACCUCUACAAUCUUAAUAAUCAGAUCUUCAUUGAGAGAAUCAGCAAUAACAAGCAUUUGAACACCAUUAAUAUAAGACACAUUGCUAAUUCGAUCCGAACUCAUGGCACAGGAAUCAUGAACACAACAGUGAAUUUCACGUACCAGUUUCUCAGAAAGAAAUUUUAUAUCUUUAGCCAAUUCAUGUAUGAUGAGCACAUCAAAUCCAGGCUGAUCAAAGAUAUCAGGUUCUUUAGGGAAGUUAAAGAUCAAAAUGACCACAAGUAUCCUUUCGAGAGAGCAGAGAAAUUCAAUCGGGGGAUCAGAAAACUUGGAAUUACACCUGAUGGACAAAGUUACCUCGACCAGUUCAGGCAAUUAAUAAGUCAGAUAGGAAAUGCAAUGGGCUAUGUACGAAUGAUAAGAUCUGGUGGCCUUCACUGUUGUAGUAGUGCAAUCAGGUUUGUUCCUGAUCUUGAGGACAUUGUUAAUUUUGAAGAACUUGUGAAAGAAGAAGGUCUGUCCGAAGAAACACAAAAAGCAGCCAGGCAACUGGAUGCUGUUCUUGGUGAUCUGACACGCAACUCUGCAGAAGGCACAGAAUACUUCAAAAUGUUGGUGGACGUGUUUGCUCCUGAAUUUCGGAGUCCAAAGAACAUGCAUCUACGGAACUUUUAUAUAAUUGUUCCACCACUGGCUCUCAACUUUAUAGAACAUUCGAUCAGCUGCAAAGAGAAGCUGAACAAAAAGAACAAAGCUGGUGCAGCCUUCACUGAUGAUGGUUUUGCCAUGGGUGUCGCUUACAUUCUGAAACUUUUAAACCAGUAUCAAGAAUUUGACUCCCUUCAUUGGUUUCAGUCAGUCCGAGAGAAGUAUGUCAGGGAGAUCAGAGCAUUAGCAAAGCAACAGAAUAUCCAGUCGGCUAGUCAAGAUGAGAAGCUGCUACAGACUAUGAACCUUACUCACAAGAGACUGGAAGUUUGUUUGCAGGAGUUUGAACUGCUUCAUUUCUCACUAAGCAGUGCAAGGAUCUUUUUCAGAGCAGACAAAACUGCGGCAGAAGAAAAUCAAGAAAAAAAAGACAGAGAAGAAGAAAGUGGAAGACCAAGCAACGGGGAUCUGCCCAACUCUACUUCUGCAGAGCCUAUUGUGAAAUGAUAGCCUGGGUAUAUGUUUUCUCUGUUUAUCCUAGUGCCAUUUCAGGGCUAUAAACUGUGAAUAUACAGUUAAACUUUUAAAUUCUGCAGCAGCUGAGAAAAUAAGAGGAUGUACUUCUAGCAUUAUUAGGGAGCACUUUCAUCCCCUCCACCCAUGCAACAGUUUUGAUGUGAUGAUCAAGUAAAACUAAAAAUUAGAUCUGGAUGGAUAUAGUGCAACUAUUUUCAGCAUCUUGGGCAAGUGUUCAAUUGUUUAAAUUGCCCUUAGUUAUGGUAUCAUGCUGGUAUUUAGCACUGUGAUACCAGUCUGAACUAGCAUCAGCUAUGGGAGAGGUAACAGUGUUGAGCAGGAGAUGCUAGUUGAUGCCACUUCAGGACUAAUAUGGCAGUACUAAAGACCAGUUUGAUAUCAUCAUGAAGAGCAAUUUAAAUAAAGCAUAUCCUUUCCAAGUAUGUUUUCUUACCCAUCAAGAUAUGCUGAACCAAAAACAGAACAGCAGAUAGGCAGUGUUUCCUGAUCUGUUGUCUUCUCAGUUUAUUAAAGUCACUGUCAUGCUUGCCAUUCUUUAAGAUGAAUAGUAAGAAUUAAUUAAUUUGUUAAUUCCAGAGCUUGAAGGGUUACUUUCAGAACUAAUUCAUUAGUUACAAUUACAAGUCCCCAAAGGUUGCCAGUUAUUGCUAUGGUUAGUUUUAACUGUAGUCUUUAUUCUUUCUCAAAAACCAAAUACUGCAAUCCCUUGACUUGUGUCUCAGAACCCUGCUAUCUCAACACCCACUGUUUAAUGUGGCUGUGUCUCCACAAUUAUAAAAGGUUAGUUGCACUGCAGAAGUUAGUUGCACUGCAGAAGUUAGUUGUACUGCGUUGUCCCUUGCUAUGUCAUAGCCACAAUGUGUUUAAUGAAACCUUUGUUACUGGGGGAAGGAACUAGUAAUUUGUAACUAGUUAAACCUAAUUGUGGUUAAAAAUGGAUUGUUGUUCCGCUGUGUCCUUCUGCCAGUACAACAAACAGCAUAUGCAGAACAGAUUUGCCCUCUUGUCUUGCAGACCCUCAGGAAUAGAUAUGGGGCUCUGGGGGGCGGGGAAGGGGAGAGACAGUACUCACUCAGACAGAAUAUGCAAAACAUGUUCCACUCACGUUCUCCUUUCUGUUAUGUAUGAACCUAGAGCAAUGGUUAUUUGCUGCACGUGAUGAAAUCAAACUGGCAUGGAACUUUUUCAACUUCAGAAAUGGCAGUGACUGGGAAGUGCGGAAAAACCCAUCAUUUACCAUUCAUCCUUUCUGCUUGAGUUUUGCUAAAGAAUGCAUUUUGGCUUAAUGUACAGUUUGGGGUGGAGAGACAUUUGCUGUUUUAUGUUUUCAUAGCAACUUCACAGUUGUUUUUAUAAAUUCUCUUGAAUUGAAUUGAAAUGAGAUAAACAUACAUCAUUUGUUGUAAUGUUGCUUAUUUUCUCCUUACGUCCCUGUUUCAAAAUCUGUCAUAGUCUGUAGACCUCUGGAAUCCAAAGAAACUGCCAACUUAGAGGGCCAACUUCUGUCUUUUAAUUCUUGACCCUGUACAAAUGUGUAAAUUUAAAGCUGUAAAGUUUUGUUUUAUUUUUGGCUGCUUAUUUGAAUGAAACCUGAGAUUAGGGCAUACAUGUGCCUGAACUGUACAGUAUUAAACUAACAGCCUUAGUUCUACACUUUAAACAUCUUGUCUCCACCUGGGUCUUAACUCACAUAUACUGCUUUUGUGAAUAUAUACAUAUGUGCAGUCAUAUAGCUUUGUUUAUGAAUAUAGGAUAGUAUUCUGAACACCUCUCAUGCUAUAGAACCAAUUAAUAUUUCCAGUUUAGUCCUGAAGCAGGUUGUGGUACAUUUCUACAAAAAACAUAGGCUUCAGUUUAGAUUAUGGUUUCCCUAGCUGCUACACAUAUGUGUGUUACAUUAAAACUGGAAAUCACAAUCUUAUUGAAGUAUGUGAAUAAGGAAAAGCUUAGGAAGGCGAUUAGGUUUAGUUUACUGAAAUGCUCUAUAAGUAUUAUUUUUCUGCCACCCCACCUUUACUAAUCUGUCUUCAAGCAUGAAGCAGUAAAUACAGCUAUAUUUUCAUACUACUUUGUUUAUGAAAGCUAGAAAUAAAGGGGAUGCUUCUUUGACUUAAGAUCCUUUAUUUCCAUGUGGUAUGUAAUAGAAAAUAAAUCCUCAAACUGUCUUAAGUGGAAGAAAAGUCAACCCAGAAGGCUCCCUUAGCAAUUAUGUGAUCUUAUUUCAGAAAAACAUUUGAGUUCAUCAGGCUUAUCAGGAGUGAUCAAUGGGCCAAAACAGCAAAGCCAUCAAUAUUUGUAUACUUGAACUUCUGACUGAGGUGCAAAUUAGAGGUCCUGUUGCAUGUUGUCAUUCUGUAAGUUGACCAGUUCCAUCUGAAAGCUAUGUUCAAAUGCUCAGGAAUGAAGGGGACCAAAUAUAACAUGUCAUUUAACAAAAAGACUGUUACCUCAGUUUUCGUUCUGUCAGAUAUUGUGUAUGUAAUAAAUGUAACUUUGGAAAGUA